Molecule: messenger RNA, 1449 nt
Organism: Mesorhabditis spiculigera
Lineage: Eukaryota; Metazoa; Nematoda; Chromadorea; Rhabditida; Rhabditidae
Source: the annotation of a GenBank genome assembly
AUGAACUGGCCGUUCCUCCUCAACUCGAUCGCAUUAGCAUCCGCGGCCACCUUGUUGGGGGCCAACAAGAAGAUUGGAGAUGAGGCGAACGACGAGAUGUUUCAGAAUUUCGCCCAUCAAGCCAUCAGGGAAUAUAAUCAGCAGUCGAACGAUUUGUUUAAGUGGGACUUUGUCCGAAUCGACGACUCUCAUAAGCAGCUCGUCAACGGCGAGCGCUACACCCUGAACUUGGUGCUCGGGCAGAGCGAUUGCCGGAAAACGGGUAACGACAUCCAGCGAACCGAUUGCCGGCUGACAGCACGUGAAAAAAAAUGUGUGGCCAAGAUUACCCGCCGCGUCUGGGAGAACUACGAGCAUAUUGAGGCCAGUAAAACAAUAGAAGUUUUGCAUAAAGCCGACGAGUUGAAGACGCACAACACGAAGAAAAACUUCUUCAAAGCGGCACAUCUCCAAAACGAGCGUGCGUUCAUGACGACCGAUGGUGGCAGAGUGGCUGUCACAGCCCAUAUCAAGCGUAGCGACUUUGCCGCUUGGAAUAUGUUUGCCGACUACUCAGAGAACUACGACCGCUCCUACAAAGACAAGCACACCGUACUCCAACGUUUCCGUAACUUCAAGCGGAACCUUGCAUAUGCGAAGAAUUUGCAGAAACGGGAGCAUGGAACCGCCGUCUACGGUGUAACGAAAUAUUCGGACAUGACGAGGAAGGAGUUUGCGAAGGUGUACCUUCCAAAAAUCUGGGGCGAGCCGGCGAAGCCGAAUAAGAAGGUCGACAUCGAGGAUUACGGUGUCACGCUCGAAGACCUCCCGGAAUCGAUUGAUUGGCGCGACAAGGGAGCCGUCACUGGGGUCAAGAAUCAGGCUUCAUGCGGUUCCUGUUGGGCCUUCUCUACCACCGGCAACGUCGAGGGACAGUGGUACCUAGCCAAGGGAAAGCUGGUGUCAUUAAGCGAGCAAGAGCUAGUCGACUGCGACGGACUCGAUCAGGGCUGUAAUGGAGGCCUCCCCAGCAAUGCUUACAAAGAAAUCAUGCGCAUGGGCGGCCUGGAAUCCGAGGACGACUAUCCGUAUAGUGGACGGCAAGAGGGCACCUGUAAAAUCAUCAAAAAAGACCUCCGCGUCUACAUCAACGACUCGGUUGAGAUUCCGCACGAUGAGGUGCAAAUGCAAGCUUGGCUAGCGCAACGAGGACCGAUUAGCAUUGGCCUGAACGCCAACACGCUCCAAUUCUACCGCCAUGGCAUUACGCAUCCCUGGAAGAUGUUCUGCGAGCCGUUCAUGCUCAAUCAUGGUAUUUUAAUCGUCGGCUACGGAGAGGAAAAGGGAAAGCCCUACUGGACGAUCAAAAACUCGUGGGGAACCAACUGGGGCGAGCAGGGCUACUUCCGACUGUAUCGUGGAAAGAACGUCUGCGGCGUCCAGGAGCUCCCCACGUCCGCAAUCGUGAAA